CGCGCAUGUGCGGUGCCCCCCUCAAGCCGACCGAAGUCAGAACGUCGGUUUCGCUCGUCUAACGGUACAUUUUUACUGGUCGUGAAAUUUUUGCCACGCUAAGCCGUUUCUUCUGGAUCUUCCCGCGAACCUACGGCAUAUCCUCCGUCUGCUAGUUUCCAAAUGCUCCCGACACGUUCGGCAAUCUCGGAUUGCCGUUCGUCGUUGCUCGGGACGCCUCAACCUAUACUCCAUACUUAAAUGAACGUGGGCUGUGUCGCGCGAGCCCGUAAAAUGUCCAGUGGAACACGCCGAGAUAAUUCUUUCUUUAUUUUCACCUGAUAUAAGGUACUUCGGAAAGGGAUAAGCAACGUUACGUUCGGAAGUAUCUCGGGACGGAAACAUCCGGUCGGUGACACGACAACGAUGGCGGCGCGUCAUGAGGCGCAAGAUUUCCGCGUGCCACUGAUCAAUUUAGAUGGCGAGUUGACAGGAGACGCAUUUCAGGACGUCUUUUUUUCGUUGGUCGAUAAAAGAUUGGACCUGAUUGAUCCUAUUCCUAAUAUUCACGCACUGUUUGUACAAUUCGACGAGCGAUUCUUCAGGAACAUGCUGGCUCCCGUCGAAGUCAAAUGGAGUAACAAAAUGACAAGUUCUGCUGGGGUUUGCACAUUUCGCUCGGGUAAUCAACAAUGUGUGAUAUCACUCAGUGUGCCGUUACUUAAGCUUAGGCCAAGGAAGGAUCUUAUAGAGACGUUAUUGCACGAGAUGAUCCAUGCAUAUUUGUUCUUGACAAAUAAUGAUCGGGAUCGAGAUGGCCAUGGUCCGAACUUUUGCAAACACAUGCACAGAAUUAAUAAAGAAGCAGGAACCAAUAUAACUAUUUAUCACAACUUUCACGAAGAGGUGAAGCUAUACAAACAGCAUUGGUGGAAAUGUAAUGGACCUUGCCAAAACAAACCACCGUACUUUGGGACGGUUCGACGAAGUAUGAAUCGCCCACCCGGCCCGUCAGACUUCUGGUGGUCCCGACAUCAACAAAAUUGCAAUGGCCAGUUCAUAAAGAUCAAAGAGCCAGAGAAUUUUAAAUCUCGUUCGAAGCAAAAUAAUAAAUCAAAAUCAACAUCAAAGGAUAACAAACCGAAUAGAAGCAUAACUAAUUGGAUCACAAAGACUAUUCCGGUGAUGGAUGCAGUUGCAUCUACAUCUUCAAAAGUCCUUGCUAAUAACAUGUCUAACAUACCUCCUGAGGCAAAGAUUGAUAGGCCUAGCACUAGUAAAGACAAUGGUGAUACAAAUUCGUCGCAGGAAACGAAGAAACUUGGCAGCUCUAGUAAUAACGUACAUGGCUGGGGUAUUAGUGGCCCGAGUGGAAACGCGAAAAUGAAUAAUGCAAAGACUGUAUCUAAGAAUGCCACGUUUUCUUGUUCCGGUGUUCUGGGAGGCAGUACCAGUGGUCGGAGUAAUCUCCUGACCAAAUUCCAACAGACGAACGACGACAAAAGUCGCCAGGGUGAAUUGGUUCAAAAAAAUUCAUCUUCGGAAUCGUCAUCGGGACAAGAGCCCGCUAAUAAUCCAAGUCAACCGAGAAAUAAUUCCGCACCUUGUCCUUUGUGCAACAUAACUGUAACCACAAGAAAUAUAUACAGCCAUAUAGAUUCAUGCCUAAUACAUAAUAGUAAUACAUCAUUGGUUGAUGAGAUUAACAAUAAUAUUAAUAACAAUAAUAACAGUGAAGAGUUGAUGUUGCCUAUUCGAACGUUCUCCAGGUCAAUUGAAGAGGACAAUGUUGAUGCAUAUACAAGUUCUAAUAAGCGUUUCAAAUCAGAUACUUCAAAUGAAACAGUUAACUAUGCGACUUGUCCCGUUUGUGAUAAGAGGCUGCCAGCAACUGAUAUUCACCAGCAUGUUGACGAGUGUCUAUUGGAAGCAGAGAGGGCUCGUAAGGCUGCCAUUCCUUCAACUUCUCGUGCGUCGUAUGACGAAGAGAACCCAAAAGCAGCGGAACAAAUAUGUUUAGUUUGCAAUGCACAAAUUGCUCCUGAAUCAUCAUUAAAUGAACAUCUCGAAGAAUGCAUUGAAAGUAUCUUUGAAGGCAAAAUGAUGAUGGAUGAUACGCUUGCUAUAGAAACUAAUUCGUUGAAAAAUGAAUAUCCCUGUCCAGUAUGUAUGGAGAUAAUACAAGGAAAUCUUAUGCACCAGCAUUUAGAUAUGUGCCUUAAAAAUGAAUAAGUGGUCUUGCGAACAAAAAGAGCAACAAUGAACUAUUUUGCGGAUAAGGAAAUGUGUUUUUUUUUAAAAAUCUGAAUAUGUAUCUCAUUAAACAUCUUUUCAUAUAUAUAUAUAAGGUUCGUUUGUGCAUAUCGUCAUUUUUAUAUGAAGACAGAAUAAAUAAAAGAUUUAAUGCAAAACAAAAAGUUAUUAUUAUAAGAACAUGAAUAUGUAAUUUGAAACGACAUUUGUAUACUUAUCAGAAAUAGAAGUUUCAAGUAUAUUAUUAAAGAUACCUGUAUCGGAAGGCACAAUUUACAUGCCGAGUGUAAUUAUUAACAUGUAACUUGUAUGUAAUGUGCUUAUAUAAUUUCAUUUAACAUAAGUUCUUUAAUGAUUAAGACUAGCUGAUGAAGAAAGUUAGAUUAUUUAUCUAGAAACAGUUCUAUAAAAUUCUCAAUGUUAUUUUUUAAUAAAUAGUAAACAUUAUUUAAGGUUAGUAAUUGAUAAAAAUUUAGAGCUUUAAUCAUUUAGUCAUUUAAACUAAAGUACCUAUGUUCAGAGCUGUUGAUUAUUUGCUAAAGUUGUAUUUUAUGACAGAAAAAAAUAGAGUACAAUAGAGUGAUUAUGUAUGAAUCGUUCAGAUGUUCGGCUUAUAUCAUCCGGCAUUUGCUCAUUAGCAACCAGUUCAUUAAUAACUGGACUGAUUUCAUGCAUUAUAAGAAAAUUUCAGAUAUCAAUUGACUGAUUGAUUCAACGGCCGAAAAUCCGAGCUCUAAUUAUGUAAUUAUAUAGAUAUCUUUUUGUACUGUAACAUUUAUCAGAUAUGUAUUAAAAAGUAUAUUAAAAAUGAA
Messenger RNA from Vollenhovia emeryi, 3044 nucleotides. It is a transcript of the gene mh, whose product is annotated as sprT-like domain-containing protein Spartan. Gene Ontology annotation, cellular component: nucleus. NCBI's taxonomy places the organism in Eukaryota, Metazoa, Arthropoda, Insecta, Hymenoptera, Formicidae. The record is from RefSeq and is a predicted model, not a curated record. Gene Ontology annotation, biological process: DNA repair. The coding region runs from base 406 to 2211 and encodes 601 amino acids. Gene Ontology annotation, molecular function: polyubiquitin modification-dependent protein binding; metalloendopeptidase activity; single-stranded DNA binding. The transcript has 5 exons.